UGACCGUCAUCCGCAGUGCUGCGUUCAGGAGCACUUGACUGUAGAUCCCUGGGUCGCGUCUGUCUCCGGUCAGGUGUCACUCUUGCCAUUACCUGGGGGUUGUGUUUAGCCGAAGGUUAGCGGUGUCCCGGCUGUGAUGGAGCGCUGGAAGGGCAGAGUGGCUUUGGUGACCGGAGCCUCGGUUGGGAUAGGGGCGGCCAUAGCUAAGGAGCUGGUCCGGUACGGUAUGAAAGUAGUGGGCUGUGCCAGGGACGUCGAAAAAAUACAGAAACUGGCAGAUGAGUGUCAAAGUACAGGCCACAGUGGUGUGUUGGUACCUUUCAAGUGUGACUUGAACAACGAGGAAGAGAUUCUGUCCAUGUUCGCUGCCAUCAAAGCACAGCACAAAGGGGUGGAUGUUUGCAUCAACAAUGCUGGCUUGGCUCAUCCAGAGUCACUGUUAAAUGGCAAUACCAGUGGCUGGAAGAACAUGAUGGAUAUCAACGUUCUUGCAUUGUGUAUAUGCACACGUGAAGCAUAUCAGUCAAUGAAAGAAAGAAAUGUUGACGAUGGGCACAUCAUAAACAUAAACAGCAUGAGUGGACAUCGUGUAGUACCCAGUGCUGAUGUACAUUUCUACAGCUCCACCAAGUACGCUGUGACAGCCCUGACCGAGGGCUUGAGGCAGGAGCUGCGUGAGGCCAAAACUCACAUCAGAGCCACAUGUAUUUCUCCUGGUGUAGUAGAGACAGAAUUUGCUUCUCGGCUCUACAGAGACAAUGCUGUUAAAGCUGCUGCUUCAUACUCUAAAUUUAAGCCUUUGGAAGCAAUAGACAUUGCUAAUUCGGUCACAUACGUCCUAAGUGCCCCUCCCCAUGUCCAGAUUGGGGACAUUCAGAUGCGACCUGUGGAGCAGGUGUCAUAGAUCAGCACCAUACAGACACAUUCUUCAUCCCAUUGGUUUACUACAAUAUACAAUGUAUAUUUGUUGCACACAGUUAUACAGAAGGAAAUUAGAUUUGUAGUUUGGCUAGAAACAUUUGGACCACAGGGAUUAUUCCAUUGACUGCCACUGGUGUCCAAUUGUUAAAAUGUUUUUGUCAGAAAUAUAAACCACUAAAAUACACAAAGAAUAUGAAAACAAUAUAUUUAAAGACCUUUUACAUUUCUCUCAGUAAAAUAUCCAGGAGAAAAUCUUUACGUUAUC
Molecule: messenger RNA, 1186 nt
Organism: Etheostoma spectabile (orangethroat darter)
Lineage: Eukaryota; Metazoa; Chordata; Actinopteri; Perciformes; Percidae
Product: dehydrogenase/reductase SDR family member 11
Exons: 7
Coding region: 137-904 (255 amino acids)
Molecular function (GO): oxidoreductase activity
Source: RefSeq, a predicted model, not a curated record